AUGGAAAGUGAACGACCAGUGUCUUCAUCGUCAUAUUUUGAACGUCCGAUACCUUCCUGUCGUUUAUUGCUUCGUGUUUACUCAGCGGAAGGAUUACGUCAUGUGUCGAGUUAUGGUACUUAUUGUAAACUUUAUAUUGGUAGUACUGAGAUGAUCCGUGGUAGUGGUGGGUUUUCUCUACGGACACAGAAACUCAAAUCAUCAACGUCUUCGCAUAGUCUUGGAGGAUUGUUACAUUCUUCGUUUGGUUCGACCACUCGUAGCAACAUGGCAAAUGUUCCAACAAUGCCCAUACCUUCGACAUCGUUGUCCGAAGGUGAUUUAAGUGAAAAUCGAAGCAAGAUGAGAGUAUUGAAGACAAAUGUUCAAAAGGCCAAACGAUCGGAUCCCGUUUGGAAUGAAAAAUUUGAUAUUCCAGUGUAUGAUAUGAACGAAGACAUGCUGAGUAUUCGUGUCAAGUCAGCAAGACUUAUGUCGUCUCCUGCUAUUGGAGCAUGUGCUGUCUCGCUGAAACAUUUGACGGGAAUGGGAACUGCUACGAUUGAUCGAUGGGUGGAUUUGAGACAAGGGAAGAAGAAUGCAGGACGCAUUCGACUGCAGUUGAGACUCGUAGAAUCUUCUAUUGCGAGGUUACAAGACAGUGAAUUGACGACACGAGCACGGAAUCAGCAGAAUCGUGAUACUCAUUUGAGUCUACCUGAAGAGGAAACGCCUGAAGAGGUUGCUCGACGGAUGAAAAAGACGUCGAGACGCGACCAUAAGUAUCACAGAUCUGCGCAGCAUUUUGAUGGACGACCUGUGACUUCGACAGCCUUGGGAAGUAGUAGUGGCAGUAGCCGAUCAGGUAGUGACAAGGAGGAAGACCAGAAACGUGCUGCUAAGAAUCGAGACAAUAGUGCAAGUGCGACAUCGAACGAGUCUAUCGACGACUCAGAACUUGCUAGCGAUGUAUCCUCUCCUGGCGUUUCUCCACGGCCUGACCGAGCAUCGAAAGAAGGUAGCUUAGCAUUGGAAAAUACGAUUCCUACAGUGCGUGAGAAGACAGCCGGGAGAACGAAGGUGUCUGCUUCAGUGGCAGCAAGUGCGGUGGGAUUGGAUGCGUCAUACGCACAACGCGGCAUGAUGACAAGAUCAGAAUUGGAAUGCUCGCAAAUGAACAUGGUCGAGAUUUCACGAGAGUCUAGAAUAUCAAGAUCAUCACGAAGACUGAAGCAACAGGUUUCUCAAGAAGAUGAGGAUGAUGACGAUGACUUUGAUGCCGAACAUGACAACAGGGACAGGUCAACAACUCACAGGAUAGGUACUCACACGAAGUUGAGUGUGUUAUCAAGCAUCCUGGACCCUCGGGAAAGUUCCCGAAUGGGUUUUGACGACGACGACGAUGAUGAUGAGUGGGGUUUCCUGGAUAAGAGGGAUAAGUCAGUCAACAACGAGUCUGCGUCUUUUGUGCUGUCAACCGCGGCCUCUAGUACGCAUGAACCGCGUGACAGCUCGCGGUUUAGUUUUAGCGAUAGUGAAAGUGAUGAUGAGGAUGACAGUGAUGAUGAGGUCAAGUUGGAGAAGGCACGCGAGCAGCAACGACAACAGUGGCAGAUGGAACAACGAAAGAUGCAGCUUGCUGGGAUCAAAGAAGUCUCUCAGUCGAUGUCGGACAAUGAGAGCGACGAUGAUUUGGAGGACGAGGACGAAUUUGACGAUGAGCUUGUGCUCAAUUCGCCACGAAUGCAUUUUACUCCGACGAUCACGACGCUUUUAGGUCGUGAGAGUACGAACGUCUUGAUUGAUGAUGAGGAAGACGAUGAAGAUGAAGAAGAAGAUUUUGGAUACUACAAGAUGAGCGAGGACUUUAUACCUAUGCUUGAAGCAUUUUCUCCAAUUUCUGUUGAUUCCAUCGACUGCGCUUUGCGCCGAUCAAGUUUUGAUUGA
Molecule: messenger RNA, 1926 nt
Organism: Peronospora belbahrii
Lineage: Eukaryota; Oomycota; Peronosporomycetes; Peronosporales; Peronosporaceae
Source: the annotation of a GenBank genome assembly